Molecule: messenger RNA, 984 nt
Organism: Aspergillus heteromorphus CBS 117.55
Lineage: Eukaryota; Fungi; Ascomycota; Eurotiomycetes; Eurotiales; Aspergillaceae
Product: terpenoid synthase
Exons: 3
Coding region: 1-984 (327 amino acids)
Biological process (GO): isoprenoid biosynthetic process
Molecular function (GO): prenyltransferase activity
Source: RefSeq, a predicted model, not a curated record
AUGCCUCUUCCUUUGGUUGCAGCCAUAGGAAUUGUGCCUCUGGUUUUCUAUGUCCUACUAGAUCGGAUCCCCCCUCUAUGGCCGACCUCCAAGAAAGCCUUCUUGAUAGGCAAAAAGAAGCCAGAGACCAUGACGUCCUUUGAAUGCCCGUAUGGCUAUAUACGCCAGAUCUAUGGCAAAUAUCAUUGGGCGCCAUUCGUACACAAGCUUUCCCCGACGCUACAGGACGUCGACUCAGCCAAAUAUAAAAUGGUAUUGGAGAUCAUGGAUGCGAUCCAUCUAUGUCUAAUGCUGGUGGAUGAUAUCACCGACAAUAGCGACUUCCGAAAGGGGAAGCCAGCCGCCCACAGAAUAUACGGUCCGUCAGAAACCGCCAAUCGGGCUUACUAUCGGGUCACGCAGAUUCUGAAUGAAACUGUUCAACGAUUCCCCACUCUCGCCCCAUUCUUGCUGCAGAAUCUUGAAGAGGUCCUCGAAGGCCAGGAUCUAUCUCUGAUCUGGCGACGAGAUGGGCUGAGCAGCCUCCCGACCAAGCCCGAGGAGCGAGUCGCGGCAUAUCGAAAGAUGGCCUCACUGAAAACAGGGGCCCUGUUCCGGUUGUUGGGACAGUUAGUGAUGGAGAAUAAGACGAUGGAUGAUACCAUGACGACUCUUGCAUGGUGCUCCCAACUUCAAAACGACUGCAAAAAUGUCUACUCCUCUGAGUACGCCAAGGCAAAGGGAGCCCUUGCAGAAGAUCUGCGCAAUCAGGAACUUUCGUAUCCGAUUAUCCUGGCGCUUGAAGCUCCCGAAGGACACUGGGUUGCCAGCGCAUUGGAGACCGGUUCACCGCGUAAUAUUCGCCGGGCACUCGCCGUGAUCCAGAGCGAGACAGUGCGCAAUGCUUGCUUCACAGAGCUGAAGUCUGCAAGCUCCUCCGUACAGGACUGGUUGGCUAUCUGGGGAAGGAAUGAGAAGAUGAAUUUGAAGAGUCAGCAGACGUAG